AUGGUCCAAUGGGAGACGAGCUCGGCUCUUCAGACGCUCUUCCUUCUCCGCCGCCUGCAGGGGAAUGACCGCCGCGGUCUUCUACUCCGCAGGAUAACGGAGGAAGGAGGAUUUGCUUUUGUUAAAUCCGCUGAGCUUGCGGCCGCCGGCGAUCUUAGAUCGGCGGAGGCAGCGCGGGAGAUGGCUUGGGAACAGUUACACUCGGGUCCAUGGAAUGAAGUGGUGCCUACAUGGCGAGACGCCUAUGCGAUGGCCAGUCUUCUUGUGGCGGACAUCCGGUCCAGCGCUGGCGACCUGAAGGAAGCGCUCCGGGUGCUUGAUAUGGGACUUAUCAUGGGCGGCCCGUUACUCCGCCAAGAACUCGAAGUUGCCGUGCGGAAGAUCGCAAUGAUGUCCGCACCUAACGAGGUGGAGUGUUCCAGGAAAAGCAACGGAUGGGGGAUGGAGAGCAGGAGCUGGGACUUAGAUGAGGUGCGCCAAAUUCUGCCUAGCAGAUCAUUGACAUGCAAGGUUGUUGAGAAACAACCUUCACCUUCAUUGGAGGCUUUUGUUCGUGAUUACUUUCUGCGCAGCUGUCCAGUUAUAAUUAGUAAUUACAUUGAUCAUUGGCCUGCUCUGAAAAAGUGGAGGGAUGUUGACUAUCUGAAACGUAUUGCAGGUGAUCGAACUGUUCCUGUUGAGGUUGGAAAGAACUAUCUUUCGUCAGACUGGAAACAAGAGCUUAUUACUUUUUCUCAGUUUCUUGACCGGAUACAGACUAAUAACAGCUCUGCUAACCUCACAUAUCUUGCUCAACAUCCCUUAUUUGAUCAGAUACAAGAACUACGGAAUGAUAUAAUGAUCCCAGACUACUGCUAUGCUGGUGGUGGGGAACUUCAAUCACUUAAUGCUUGGUUUGGUCCGACUGGAACAGUGACACCUUUGCAUCAUGAUCCACAUCAUAAUAUCCUUGCUCAGGUAUUAGGUAGAAAAUAUGUAAGGCUUUAUCCAGAAUCUGCAUCCCAGGACUUGUAUCCUUACACAGAGUCUAUGCUAAGGAAUUCUAGCCAGGUUGACCUUGACAAUUUUGAUGCUGAAUAUUUUCCCAGAACUGCAAAUCUAGACUUCAUUGAUUGCAUUUUAGAAGAAGGCGACAUGCUCUAUAUUCCUCCCAAAUGGUGGCAUUAUUAAAAAGGAUGAUGAUUCAAUGCUGAUUCUGGACUGAAUGUAGAGUAAUCAAUGAUCAUGGAUGCCCAAUGGAAGGAAACUGACUUAGUGUACAUUUUAUGCUUUAGAAAUAUCAUAAUAAUUUAGUUUAUUUUUUUAGGUAU
Messenger RNA from Phalaenopsis equestris, 1310 nucleotides. Its product is annotated as lysine-specific demethylase JMJ30. The coding region runs from base 1 to 1170 and encodes 389 amino acids. Lineage: Eukaryota; Viridiplantae; Streptophyta; Magnoliopsida; Asparagales; Orchidaceae. The transcript is spliced from 8 exons. The record is from RefSeq and is a predicted model, not a curated record. Gene Ontology annotation, molecular function: 2-oxoglutarate-dependent dioxygenase activity.